AUGAUAUUCACAAGUUGCUGGGUGAUCUACAUGCUAAGAGUAAACAUAAGUCUGAAUCUAAUAGCAAUGGUUCCUGAGCCAGCACAAACGUCCGCAUCAAAAAGAUCGCAGUGUGCUUCUUUAAGGGCUGCAAAUGAAACAUUUAACGCUAAUAUGACAAUGGAGGACGCUAAAAAUUUACGAACACAGAGCAAAGAAACCUUCAAUUGGACGAUGGACCAGCAAGGCACCAUUAUUGGGUCUUAUUUCUGGUGCUAUCCCUUUACAUCUCUCGUGGGUGGAAUGGCAGCGGAACGAUGGGGUCCAAGAUAUGUGGUUCUUGUGACUGUGUUGGUCAGUGGGGUCCUGACUGCGUUGAGUCCAGCCGCUGCUAGAAUGAGUUACACCGCUUUGGUUGUCAUUCGUUUCUUCCUUGGUAGUGCUGGGGGUUUCACAUAUCCUGCUCUCCACGCUUUAGUGGCACAAUGGGCGCCCCCCCGCGGAAAAGGGGAAGUUUGUGAGUGCGAUGAUGGGUGGGACCUUGGGAAUUGUCGCAACAUGGUCUCUCACUGGGCCAUUAAUGGAAAAAUUUGGCUGGGCAUCUGCCUUUUACGUCCCUGCCGCUCUGAGUUUCAUAUGGUGCGGUUUCUGGUGGUACCUAGUCGCAGACACCCCAAAGGAACACCCCAGAAUAUCCAACGAUGA
Messenger RNA from Pieris macdunnoughi, 684 nucleotides. Lineage: Eukaryota; Metazoa; Arthropoda; Insecta; Lepidoptera; Pieridae. The record is from the annotation of a GenBank genome assembly.